Molecule: messenger RNA, 1364 nt
Organism: Gymnogyps californianus (California condor)
Lineage: Eukaryota; Metazoa; Chordata; Aves; Accipitriformes; Cathartidae
Gene: NSFL1C
Product: NSFL1 cofactor
Exons: 9
Coding region: 1-1110 (369 amino acids)
Biological process (GO): nuclear membrane reassembly; autophagosome assembly; membrane fusion
Cellular component (GO): cytosol; nucleus
Molecular function (GO): ubiquitin binding
Source: RefSeq, a predicted model, not a curated record
AUGGCGGACAGGGAGGAGGCGCUGAGGGAGUUCGUGGCCGUGACCGGCGUUGAGGAGGAGCGAGCGCGCUUCUUCCUGGAGUCCGCCGGCUGGGAUCUCCAGAUUGCGCUUGCCAGUUUCUACGAGGACGGGGGUGAUGAGGACAUUCUGACUCUUCCCCAGCCGACACCCAGCUCUAUAUCCAGAGGCACUGCAGCCAGUGACCAUAGAGUAACAUCGUUUAGAGACCUUGUUCAUGCGCAGGAGGAUGAUGAUGAAGAGGAGGAGGGACAGCGGUUUUAUGCCGGCGGCUCAGAGAGAAGUGGACAGCAGAUCGUUGGUCCUCCGAGGAAGAAGAGUCCCAAUGAGCUGGUGGAGGAUCUGUUCAAAGGAGCAAAGGAGCACGGUGCAGUGGCGGUUGAUCGGACGGCCAAGAGCGGUGGCGAGACUAGCAAGCCUAAACCUUUCGCAGGGGGAGGGUAUCGCCUCGGGGCUACUCCGGAGGAGGAGUCUGCUUAUGUGGCAGGAGAGAGGAGACAGAACUCUGCUCAGGAUGUGCAUGUUGUACUGAAGCUCUGGAAGAGUGGAUUCAGCCUGGAUAGCGGAGAACUGCGGAGCUACCAGGAUCCAUCCAAUGCCCAGUUUCUUGAUGAUAUCCGCAGAGGGGAAGUCCCGGCAGAGCUGCGCAGGUUAGCACGGGGUGGACAAGUGAACCUGGAUAUGGAGGAUCACCGUGAUGAGGAGUACGUGAAACCUAAAAGUGUCUUUAAAGCUUUUACUGGAGAAGGACAGAAGCUGGGCAGCACGGCGCCCCAGGUGAUGGGCACCAGCUCGCCAGCCCAGCAGGCAGAGAACGAAGCCAAAGCCAGUUCUGCCAUCACUAUCGAUGAGUCAGAGCCCGUCACCAACAUCCAAAUCCGGCUUGCUGACGGUGGGCGACUGGUCCAGAAGUUUAACCACAAUCACAGGAUCCGUGACAUCCGGCUCUUCAUAGUAGAUGCUCGGCCAGCGAUGGCUGCCACCAGUUUCGUCCUCAUGACCACCUUCCCAAAUAAAGAGCUGACUGAUGAGAACCAAACCCUGAAGGAAGCCAACCUGCUCAAUGCUGUCAUUGUUCAGCGGUUAACAUAAAGGAACCCACCUCUCGCCACACGCCUGCCCGCAGUGCGCAUGUGUCGUCCCGUCCUGUGCGUGCACCUGCGCCGUGCAACACAGGCUCACAUCUACUCGUAGCUCUGGGUUCUUAGGUCUUGGUUGGACUUUUUUUCUCUUUAGUUGCAUUUCCCAUGGUUUUUUGGGUUUUUUUUUUUGUUUUUUUUUUUUUGUGAUGAUGAUGAUCAGUGGACUUUAAAAUAAAUAAACGAAACGAAUCCGUUUUGAAAGGA